Ochotona princeps (American pika) is the source of this 440-nucleotide messenger RNA. RefSeq names its product large ribosomal subunit protein eL33. Gene Ontology annotation, molecular function: structural constituent of ribosome. The transcript has a single exon. Gene Ontology annotation, cellular component: ribosome; cytosolic large ribosomal subunit. Gene Ontology annotation, biological process: cytoplasmic translation; ribosomal large subunit biogenesis. Lineage: Eukaryota; Metazoa; Chordata; Mammalia; Lagomorpha; Ochotonidae. The record is from RefSeq and is a predicted model, not a curated record. Bases 66 to 398 code for a protein of 110 amino acids.
UUCCUCUUUCCGCCAUCUUGGGUCCUGUGGAGGCCUGCUGGGAACAGGACUUCUAGAAGGCAACAAUGUCUGGAAGGCUGUGGUGCAAGGCCAUUUUUGCUGGCUACAAGCGAGGUCUCCGGAACCAAAGGGAACACACGGCCCUGCUGAAAAUCGAAGGUGUUUAUGCCCGGGAUGAAACUGAAUUCUACUUGGGCAAGAGGUGUGCCUACGUGUACAAAGCAAAGAAUAACACAGUGACUCCUGGCGGCAAACCUAACAAAACCAGAGUCAUCUGGGGAAAGGUAACUCGUGCUCACGGAAACAGUGGCAUGGUGCGUGCCAAGUUCCGAAGCAACCUGCCUGCGAAGGCCAUUGGACACAGAAUCCGAGUGAUGCUGUAUCCCUCAAGAAUUUAAAACUUGAAAAUAAAUAAAUAAAAAUGGAUUGAUUAUCUUGUA